AUGUCGAAAUCACGAGCCGUCGUCAAGGCCCUUGACCACCUUGUCCUCACUUGCACCGAUGUAGGUGCCACAGCCAACUGGUAUGCCAAACAUCUCGGCAUGAAAGUCGAGACAUUCAGACCACCAUCCGACCCUACUGUUGCGAGGACCGCGUUAAAGUUCGGCAUCCAAAAGAUCAAUCUUCAUCAGAAAGGAAAGGAGUUUGAGCCAAAAGCAAAGACUGCGCUGCCUGGUACCGCGGAUCUCUGCUUUGUUGUCGACGACAGCGUGAAGCUCGAUGACCUACUCAAGAGUUUCGGAAAUGAAGGGAUCGAGGUUCUCGAAGGGGGACGGAUUGUGGCUCGGACAGGGGCCCAAGGGCCAAUACAGAGCCUGUAUAUUCGUGACCCAGACGGAAAUUUGAUCGAGUUCAAAGCUUCCGAUCCUCUUGAUGACAUCAUCUUUGAGCCGCUUUGUAGCUGGAGUGGCCAUAUCAACACCCCAGCCUACGGGCGCAUUACAGACUCAGACUCUCCCCAGGACUACGUCCUGGCUGUUGGCUGGAACUCGCCCACGGCCUAUGAGGAAUUUAAAUCAUCCCCUCAGUAUCAACAGUUGAUGGAUAACCUGGGAGUCGAUAUCACGCAUACCCAGGAUAUUAUCUUCACCAAUAAAAUGUUCGGACGCGGAUUUACCCCCAACACCGAGAUUUUCACUGCCUACUGGCCUGCCUCGCUCUCCCUCGAGACUCAGCAAAUGGUGAAGAAAUCAAAGAUGCUCGUCCAUACCGGGAUCCCCAACCCGCGCUGUUAUUCAAAGGCCCCGGUCUUUGGAUGGAUUGAUGAGCUGCAGAACUGGAAUGAAGAGAAGGUAUUGGCAAGUGUGUGGUGCAAUCACUGGAAGAGCAAGGAAAAGGAGGAUCACUUUAAACGCACUGAGAAGAGGGUCGUUUAUGCGGGCAGGGAUAUCGUCUAUCCGCUCGCUGUAGAUGAUUUCGAGCAACACCUGAAAGACCUCGGCAGUCUCGGUUGGGAAUCGGUCCAUGUAGAUUUCAUACCCCUCAACAUGAUAUACGACGACGAGAUGACGCGAAGUCACCGACGUGAAAAGAAGAGGCUUGACGAUGUAACUAGCGGGAUGGGUACUCUUUGA
Messenger RNA from Fusarium falciforme, 1131 nucleotides. RefSeq lists its product as hypothetical. The record is from RefSeq and is a predicted model, not a curated record. The coding region runs from base 1 to 1131 and encodes 376 amino acids. The transcript is spliced from 2 exons. Lineage: Eukaryota; Fungi; Ascomycota; Sordariomycetes; Hypocreales; Nectriaceae.